CUUGAUGCCGUGGAGGAGGCAGGCAGGCUGAGCUGACCCGCUUGCGGUGUGUGUGUAUCGCUUAGCCUACAUCCAAGCCAGGUCGCAUGCAUUAACGAGUGACAGACAUCAGGUGUGUGGGUCGGUGAGGCCAUUAUACUACCUUCCAAGAUGAUGGCUUUGUCACUAAAGAUCUGUGUGCGCCAGUGCAAUGUGGUGAAGACGAUGCAGUUUGAGCCCUCCACGCCUGUGUAUGACGCCUGCAGGAUCAUCAGAGAGAGAGUCCCCGAGGCGCAGUCAGGACAAGCGUCAGAUUAUGGCCUCUUCCUGUCUGACGAAGAUCCCCGGAAAGGAAUCUGGCUCGAGUCUGGAAGAACCCUGGAUUACUACAUGCUGCGAAACGGAGAUGUUUUGGAGUAUAAGAAGAAACAAAGGCCGCAAAAGAUCAAAAUGCUUGACGGCGCAGUCAAAACCAUCAUGGUGGACGACUCAAAAACUGUGGGGGAGCUGCUUGUCACCAUAUGCAGCAGAAUAGGAAUCACCAACUAUGAGGAGUACUCCCUCAUUCAAGAGGUGACGGAGGACAAGAAGGAGGAUGGAAUGGGGACACUGAAGAAAGACCGAACGCUGCAGCAACGAGAUGAGAGGAAGAUGGAAAAGCUCAAAGCCAAACUUCACACAGACGAUGACUUGAACUGGCUGGACCACAGCAGGACGUUCAGAGAGCAGGGGGUGGAGGAGAGUGAGACUCUGCUGCUCAGGCGCAAGUUCUUCUAUUCAGACCAGAAUGUGGACUCCAGGGACCCUGUGCAGCUGAACCUGCUCUAUGUUCAGGCUAGGGAUGAUAUAUUGAAUGGAUCCCAACCCGUCUCCUUUGAUAAAGCCUGUGAGUUUGCAGGCAUUCAGGCCCAGAUCCAGUUUGGACCCCACGUGGAGCACAAACACAAGCCCGGAUUUCUGGACCUGAAGGAGUUCCUACCUAAAGAGUACAUCAAGCAGAGAGGGUCCGAGAAGAAAAUAUUCCAGGAACACAAUACCUGUGGAGAGAUGACAGAGAUUGAGGCUAAAGUGAAGUAUGUGAAGCUCGCCAGGUCUCUGAUGACAUACGGAGUGUCCUUUUUCCUGGUGAAGGAAAAGAUGAAGGGUAAAAAUAAGCUUGUCCCGCGGCUGCUGGGGAUAACCAAAGAGUCAGUGAUGCGAGUGGAUGAGAAGACGAAGGAUAUGGUGCAGGAUUGGCCUCUGACAACGGUCAAGAGAUGGGCUGCCUCCCCCAAAAGCUUCACGCUGGAUUUCGGAGAGUACCAGGAGAGUUACUACUCUGUGCAGACUACAGAGGGAGAGCAGAUAUCCCAACUUAUCGCUGGAUACAUUGACAUCAUUCUUAAAAAGAAACAAAGUAAGGAUCGUUUUGGCAUAGAGGGAGAUGAGGAAGCAACCAUGCUGGAGGAAUCAGUGUCCCCUAAGAAGUCCACGAUUUUGCAGCAGCAGUUUAAUCGGGUGGGUCGUGUGGAGCAUGGCUCAAUAGCACUUCCAGGUAUAAUUAGGUCUGGGUCUAUUGGCGGCCCUGACACCUUCAACAUGGGAACCAUGCCCUCUGCCCAGCAGCAAAUCACCACAGGGCAGAUGCACAGAGGACACAUGCCCCCGCUGAGUCUGGCCCAACAGGCCCUGAUGGGGACCAUAAACAGCAGUAUGCAGGCUGUGCAGCAGGCUCAGACUGACCUGGGAUAUGUAGAUAAUCUGCCUCCACUGGGCCAUGACUUGGCGUCCAGGGUUUGGGUUCAGAACAAAGUGGAUGAAUCCAAACAUGAAAUCCACUCUCAGGUUGAUGCCAUCACCGCUGGAACAGCAUCUGUGGUCAAUCUCACAGCAGGUGAGCCUACAGAAACCGACUACACAGCGGUGGGCUGCGCCAUCUCCACCAUCUCGUCCAACCUCACUGAAAUGUCCAAGGGUGUCAAGCUGCUUGCGGCAUUAAUGGAUGAUGAGGUGGGCAGUGGACAUAAGCUCAUGGGCGCUGCUAGGAUGCUGGCAGGAGCUGUGUCAGAUCUGCUCAGGUCUGUUGAGCCUGCAGCCGCUGAGCCCAGACAGACAGUGCUGACUGCAGCAGGAAGCAUCGGACAGGCCAGCGGAGACCUGCUCCGUCACAUGGGGGAGGGCGAGACCGACGAGAAGUUCCAGGACACGCUGAUGAAUCUGGCCAAAGCAGUGGCCAAUGCAGCUGCUAUGUUGGUCCUGAAGGCCAAGAACGUGGCCCAGGUGGCCGAGGACACCAUAUUGCAGAACCGGGUGAUCGCAGCGGCCACUCAGUGUGCCCUGUCCACCUCACAGCUGGUCGCCUGCACCAAGGUGGUGAGCCCAACAAUAAGCUCCCCAGUGUGCCAGGAGCAGCUUGUGGAGGCCGGAAAGCUGGUGGACCGCUCAGUGGAAAUUUGCGUGAAGGCGUGCCGUUCAGCCAGCGACGACGGCGAGCUGCUGAAGCAGGUCGGGGCCGCGGCCGGCGUGGUGAGCCAGGCCCUCAGCGACCUGCUGCAACACGUCCGACACUACGCCACCUGCGGAGAGCCCAUCGGACGCUACGACCAGGCCACAGACACCAUCAUGAACGUCACAGAAAACAUUUUCACUUCUAUGGGUGACGCUGGUGAGAUGGUGCGCCAGGCCAGGGUGUUAGCCCAGGCCACCUCUGACCUGGUCAAUGCCAUGAGAUCUGACGCAGAGGCAGAAGUAGAUGUCGACAACUCCAAGAAACUGCUGGCUGCAGCGAAACUGCUGGCCGAUGCCACAGCUCGGAUGGUGGAGGCAGCUAAGGGGGCGGCUGCUUACCCAGAGAAUGAGGAUCAGCAGCAGAGGCUUAGAGAAGCAGCGGAGGGGCUCCGUGUAGCCACCAAUGCUGCAGCUCAGAACGCGAUAAAGAAAAAACUGGUCAAUAGGCUGGAGAUAGCUGCUAAGCAGGCAGCGGCCGCAGCUACUCAGACUAUCGCAGCUGCCCAAAAUGCUGCUGCUUCCAACAAAAACACAGCCUCACACCAACAGCUAGUGCACAGCUGCAAGGCAGUAGCAGAUAACAUUCCUCAGUUGGUGCAGGGAAUGAGGAGCAGCCAGUCGCAGCCCGAGGAGCUCGGUGCCCAGCUCACCCUCAUCAUGGCCAGCCAGAGCUUCUUACAGCCUGGGAGUAAGAUGGUGACGUCUGCAAAGUCAGCAGUUCCCACAGUGGCCAACCAGGCUGCUGCUAUGCAACUUGGGCAGUGUGCCAAAAACUUGGCUACCUGCCUGGCCGAGCUCAGGACGGCCACCCUGAAGGCCCAUGAAGCCUGUGGUCCACUGGAGAUCGAUUCAGCCCUCAAAACUGUACAGACACUGAAGAGCGAGCUUCAAGAUGCAAAGAUGUCCGUCAUCGACAGCCAACUGAAACCUCUUCCUGGGGAGUCGCUGGAGAAGUGUGCUCAGGAUUUGGGAAGUACAUCUAAGGCUGUGGGCUCCUCCAUGGCCCAGCUGCUAACAUGUGCUGCACAGGGCAAUGAACAUUACACAGGUGUCGCUGCUAGAGAAACAGCUCAGGCUUUGAGGACGUUGGCUCAGGCAGCCAGAGGUGUAGCAGCCAGCACCAAAGAGCCUCAGGCUGCUGCUGCCAUGCUGGACUCUGCCCAGUGUGUCAUGGAGGGCUCGGCCAUGCUGAUCCACGAGUCCCAUCAGGCCCUGGUGCACCCGGGGGAUGCUGAGAGUCAGCAGAGACUCGCACAGGUGGCCAAAGCAGUGUCGCACUCCUUGAAUAAUUGCGUGAAUUGCCUGCCAGGCCAGAAGGAUGUCGACAUGGCCCUCAGGAGCAUUGGUGAAGCCAGCAAGAAGCUGCUGGUUGACAUGCUCCCUCCCUGCAGUAAGGCGCUCCAGGAGGCCCAGAGUGACCUGAACCACACAGCCGCUGAACUCAACCACUCUGCAGGCGAGGUCGUCCACUCCUCUCGGGGAACGAGCGGCCAGCUGGCUGCGGCGUCGGGAAAAUUCAGCCAAGACUUUGAUGAGUUCCUGGAUGCUGGUGUUGAGAUGGCAGGACACACCCAGAGCAAGGACGACCAGAUACAAGUCAUUGGUAAUCUGAAAAACAUCUCCAUGGCGUCCAGUAAGCUGCUGCUGGCUGCCAAGUCUCUGUCUGUGGAUCCAGGUGCAGCCAAUGCUAAGAAUCUUCUAGCUGUGGCAGCAAGGGCAGUGACAGAGAGUAUUAACCAGCUGAUCACGCUCUGUACCCAGCAAGCAGCAGGACAAAGGGAGUGUGACAACGCCUUGAGGGAGUUGGAGGCUGUCAGAGGCCUGCUAGAUAAUCCCAAUGAGCCUGUCAACGAGCUCUCCUACUUUGACUGCAUCGAGAGCGUCAUGGAGAAUUCAAAGGUCCUAGGAGAAUCAAUGGCAGGUAUAUCACAUAACUGUAAAACAGGGGAUGUAAUGGCCUUUGGGGAGAGCGUGUGCGUGGCGUCCAAAGCUCUGUGUGGCCUGACGGAGGCUGCAGGACAGGCCUCUUAUCUUGUAGGUGUGUCUGAUCCGAAUAGUCAGUCAGGGCACGAGGGGCUGGUGGACCCCAUCCAGUUUGCCAAAGCCCACCAGGCCAUACAGAUGGCUUGUCAGAACUUAGUUGACCCAGCCAGCAGUCCCUCACAGAUCUUGUCUGCAGCAACAAUUGUAGCCAAGCACACCUCAGCUCUCUGUAACGCCUGCCGCCUGGCUUCUUCUAAGACCUCCAACCCUGUGGCUAGGCGACAGUUUGUCCAGUCAGCCAAAGAGGUGGCCAACACCACAGCCAACCUUGUCAAAACCAUCAAGGUCAACUCCCCAACUGAUCAAAACGGCUCGGACGGGGAUUUUUCGGAAGAUAAUAGAAACAGAUGCCGUGUUGCUACGACCCCUCUCCUUGAGGCUGUAGAAAACCUGUCAACUUUUUCCAACAACCCUGAGUUUGCCAGCAUCCCAGCGCAAAUCAGCCAUGAGGGCUCAGCAUCUCAGGAGCCCAUUGUGCGUUCAGCCCGCUCCAUGCUCGAUAGCUCCACUUAUCUAUUAGAAACAGCCCGCUCGCUGGUGCUCAACCCCAAAGAUCCUCCAACAUGGUCCAUACUGGCUGGCCACUCCAGAACAGUCUCUGACUCCAUCAAAAGUCUGAUCACCUCCAUCAGGGACAAGGCACCGGGCCAGAGGGAGUGUGAUUACUCCAUUGAUAACAUCAAUAAGUGUAUCCGGGACAUUGAGCACGCUUCCCUAGCUUCAGUUGGGCAGACUUUGCCCUGCAGAGAUGAUAUCUCCAUGGAAGCCCUCCAGGAUCAGCUGACAUCCUCUGUGCAGGAGAUUGGGCAUCUGAUUGAUCCCGUCUCCACAACGGCUCGAGGGGAAGCUGCCCAACUAGGACACAAGGUGUCCCAGCUCGCCCGUUACUUUGAUCCCCUCAUAGUGGCAGCGGUGGGCCUGGCCUCUAAGCUGCACGACCACCAGCAGCAGAUGACCAUCUUAGACCAGACCAAGACCCUCUCAGAGUCUGCCCUGCAGAUGCUCUACGCUGCCAAGGAAGGAGGGGGAAACCCAAAGGCGUCCCACACCCACGAUGCCAUCUCUGAAGCAUCCCAGCUGAUGAAGGAGGCGGUGGACGACAUCAUGGUUACUUUGAAUGAGGCGGCCAGUGAAGGAGGCAUGGUCGGGGGCAUGGUGGAGGCCAUCGCUGAGUCCAUGGGCAGGCUGGAUGAAGGAACACCCCCCGAGCCUGAGGGUUCGUUUGUGGACUACCAGACCACCAUGGUGAAGUACUCCAAGGCCAUCGCUAUCACUGCGCAGGAGAUGAUGACCAAGUCAAUAACCUGCCCUGAAGAGCUCGGUGGCCUUGCCUCUCAGGUGACAGUGGACUACGGACAGCUCGCACACCAAGGACGCCUCGCUGCAGCCACCGCAGAGCCCAACGAGGUUGGGUUCCAGAUAAAGACACGAGUGCAGGAGCUGGGCCACGGCUGUAUCUACAUGGUGCAGAAGGCUGGAGCCCUGCAGCUCAGCCCCACGGACAGCUUCUCCAAGAGGGAGCUCAUCGAGUGUGCCCGCGCCGUCACCGAGAAGGUGUCCUUGGUACUGUCAGCUCUGCAGGCAGGGAACAAAGGCACCCAGGCCUGCAUCACAGCAGCCUGCGCUGUUUCUGGCAUCAUCGCUGACCUGGACACCACCAUCAUGUUCGCCUCAGCUGGAACACUGAGCCCUGAGAAUGAAGAGUCUUUUGCUGACCACAGGGAGAGCAUCUUGAAGACAGCCAAGGCGCUGGUGGAGGACACCAAGCUGCUGGUGGCUGGAGCCGCGUCCAGCCAGGAGAAACUGGCCCAGGCGGCCCAGUCCUCGGCCAAGACCAUCACCCAGCUCACUGAGGUGGUCAAACUGGGAGCCACCAGCAUGGGCUCUGAGGACCCAGAGACACAGGUGGUUCUGAUAAACGCGGUGCGGGAUGUGGCCAAGGCCCUGGCCGAACUCAUCAGCGCCACCAAGUGUGCCGCGGGCAAGCCAGCUGACGACCCGUCCAUGUAUCAGCUGAAGAGCGCUGCCAAGGUGAUGGUGACCAACGUGACGUCUCUUUUAAAAACGGUGAAGGCAGUGGAGGAUGAGGCGACUCGCGGGACGAGGGCACUGGAGGCCACCAUUGAGUGCAUCAAACAGGAGCUGACAGUGUUCCAGUCCAAGGACAUCCCAGAGAAGUCCACCACACCUGAGGAGUUUAUCCGCAUGACAAAGGGCAUCACCAUAGCAACGGCCAAGGCAGUGGCUGCAGGCAACUCGGCUCAGCAGGAGGACGUGAUCGCCACGGCCAACCUGAGCCGCAAAGCCAUCUCCGAUAUGCUGUCUACCUGCAAGCAAGCGGCUUGCCACCCAGAAGUGGACGAGGACUUGAGGAUCAAGGCGCUCCAGUACGGCUCCGAGUGCACAUCCGGCUACAUCAAUCUUCUGGAGCAAGUCCUACAGGUGCUGCACAAGCCCAUACCGGAGCAGAAACAGCAGCUGGCCUUACACUCGAAGCAUGUUGCAGCGAGUGUGACAGAGCUCGUCCAGACAGCUGAGGCCAUGAAAGGCUCAGAGUAUGUGGACCCCCAGGACCCCACUGUCAUCGCUGAGACUGAGCUCCUUGGAGCAGCAGCGUCCAUUGAAGCUGCAGCCAAGAAACUAGAGCAGCUGAAACCAAGAGCCAAGCCUAAGCAGGCGGAUGAGACGCUGGACUUUGAGGAACAGAUCUUAGAAGCAGCAAAGUCCAUCGCAGCAGCGACUAGCGCUCUUGUUAAAUCUGCAUCGGCAGCUCAAAGAGAACUGGUGGCACAAGGAAAGGUUGGAUCCAUUCUAGCCAAUGCAGUGGAUGACGGCCAGUGGUCACAGGGUCUCAUAUCCGCUGCUCGUAUGGUAGCCGCAGCCACCAGCAACCUGUGUGAGGCCGCUAACGCCUCGGUGCAGGGCCACGCCAGCGAGGAGAAGCUCAUCUGCUCCGCCAAGCAGGUCGCCGCCUCCACGGCUCAGCUGCUGGUGGCCUGCAAGGUGAAGGCCAACCAGGACUCUGAGGCCAUGAGGAGGCUACAGGCUGCUGGAAACGCAGUGAAGCGAGCUUCAGACAAUCUGGUGAAGGCGGCUCAGAAAGCAGCUUUUGACAAGACUGAAGAUGACAGUGUGGUGGUAAAGACCAAAUUCGUUGGAGGCAUAGCUCAGAUCAUUGCGGCUCAGGAGGAGAUGCUGAGGAAGGAGCGAGAGCUGGAGGAGGCCCGGAAGAAGCUGGCUCAGAUCCGACAGCAGCAGUACAAGUUCCUGCCCAGCGAGCUGAGGGAGGAUGAGGGCUGAUUGGCAGAGGCGGUGAGCGCCGCACUGAUGACACCCUCCUGUCAUGGGGAGACGAUGCCGAUGUACGAUUGGCUGCUUUGCUCUCAUAUAACCGAGAAAUAUACAGCACUUGAAACAGGCCUGUUUUGGUGAGAAAAACAAGUGCCUGUGCUCUGGUGUGUGUGUGUGUGU
Messenger RNA from Trematomus bernacchii (emerald rockcod), 7980 nucleotides. It is a transcript of the gene tln2b, whose product is annotated as talin 2b. Gene Ontology annotation, molecular function: integrin binding; actin filament binding; structural constituent of cytoskeleton. The record is from RefSeq and is a predicted model, not a curated record. The transcript is spliced from 57 exons. NCBI's taxonomy places the organism in Eukaryota, Metazoa, Chordata, Actinopteri, Perciformes, Nototheniidae. Gene Ontology annotation, cellular component: focal adhesion; ruffle; plasma membrane. Gene Ontology annotation, biological process: cell-cell adhesion. Bases 151 to 7809 code for a protein of 2552 amino acids.